AUGUUUCAAUUGGAGGAACGCUUUCACUUCAGGAUGGAGGUGGCUGUCGCUACUGGUGCCACGCUUGUCAUCAAGGACGACUGUGUAUCAAACACCCUUCGUCGAACCUCAUCUUUUUCCAACGCCCUGAAAUUCCUGGCGAAUGGCAUCGCUUUCCCAUCAUCGGACGACGGACGAACGCCACCUACUAAUUCCACUCACGUUCAUCUCCAGCCCGAAGUUGCGGCCAUCUCGCGUCCCCCUCCACCCACUCUCAAUGUAGCACAAUAUUCGUUGCCUUACUCUCAUCCGCUAAUCCAUAAAGAGGUCACUAUGAUCACUACUAUUAAAUUAUCAAUGCCGCCACCAAGGAAUUUGGUAAAACCUACUUUGUACUAUGUUUAG
Messenger RNA from Laccaria bicolor S238N-H82, 384 nucleotides. RefSeq lists its product as uncharacterized. Lineage: Eukaryota; Fungi; Basidiomycota; Agaricomycetes; Agaricales; Hydnangiaceae. Bases 1 to 384 code for a protein of 127 amino acids. The record is from RefSeq and is a predicted model, not a curated record. The transcript has 2 exons.